AAAAUCCUAAUUCUGUUGCUCAUUUGUGUGCUGGUAAGUCUUUGCUUCAACUGUUAAAAAUUCAACAUGGGAGAAUGAGUGUUGUAAGGUUAUGGUAAGAAAUUAUGUAAGACCUCCACAAAGCUCUGUAAAGCACAGCACGACAGACUUCUCACUACAGCCCAUCGUGUCAGGUGUGGGCUACUCCUAGGGAUAGAUCUCUUCUCUGGAGUCUCUGGAAUGCACGUGGGCUCAUUCCACUCUGCGUCUACAGGCUCGCUUGGAAGUGCACCGGUUUGGGAUCAGGGGUUAUGGAAAAGGGAAGGAACGAAUCCUGGAACGGGAACGUGCCGUCAUGCUGGGUGCUAAGCCUCCCAAAAACAGUUACGUGAAUUACAAGGUGUUGCAGGAACAAAUCAAAGAAAAGAAGACAGCAAAAGAAGAAGAAAAGAGAACGGCCCAGGACACAGAUAUUUUUAAGAAAAAGAAGAGGAGAGGGCAGGAAGACAGGAAAUCCAAAAAGAAGAAAUCAGCUCCCAGUAUUUUGUCCAGUGGACGGAUCGGGCAGGUUGGAAGAUUCAAAAAUGGGACACUGAUUCUGAGCCAGGUUGAUAUCAAGAAAAUAAAUUCCACCCGAGUGGCUAAGUGAAGUCCUUCGUAAAAUAGAGGAACAGGAAAGUGCCGCUGCAUUGCAACUGGACCCCUACAUGACUUCCAGAUUAUUCUUAUUUAUUUUAUAAUUCAUAGACUGCUUUUCUAUUUUUAGAGAAAAAAAACAUCAGAUAGAAAUAAAAAAAUUUGUAGUUUCUGAAGCGUCUGUUUUACGGUGAUGAGCGUAUGGUGGGAAGGGCCAGCUGCACUGGGAGUAUAAAGCAGACCUAUUGAAAAGGAUGCUUAAUCUUGUCCAGUGAGAGUUACACUAGAAUCGCUUUCCCUGGCGUUUUGUGCAUUUGCUUGUGAUGGGGUUUUUCAUAAACUUAGUAAUUUAUUGAUUUGUAAAUGCUAAUAAUUAGCUUUAAAUUGCCUUUCCUUUUUUUUUAAAGAUUUGUUUAUUUUAGAGAGCGAGCAAG
Messenger RNA from Leptonychotes weddellii (Weddell seal), 1049 nucleotides. The record is from RefSeq and is a predicted model, not a curated record. NCBI's taxonomy places the organism in Eukaryota, Metazoa, Chordata, Mammalia, Carnivora, Phocidae.